Messenger RNA from Neopsephotus bourkii (Bourke's parrot), 2965 nucleotides. It is a transcript of the gene PSD2, whose product is annotated as pleckstrin and Sec7 domain containing 2. The record is from RefSeq and is a predicted model, not a curated record. Gene Ontology annotation, molecular function: guanyl-nucleotide exchange factor activity; phospholipid binding; protein binding. The transcript has 15 exons. Lineage: Eukaryota; Metazoa; Chordata; Aves; Psittaciformes; Psittacidae. The coding region runs from base 158 to 2431 and encodes 757 amino acids. Gene Ontology annotation, biological process: regulation of ARF protein signal transduction.
GCAGUGAUCCUGCAGGAACUGGAGGCUCCCAGUUGUGUGACAGGAGCAGUGAUGCUGUGACAGCAGGGGAUGUACACGGAUGCACCUGGAGAAAAGGUGGUGCCGAGCCUGAGCUGAGCGCGGGGAGGGAGCCCGUAAGCGCUGGGACGAGUAGAAUAUGAGUGAGAACAGCCACGUCCCAUGGCCGGCUGCAGAUGGCUGCGAGCAGCGUUCCCCAGCCUGCAGCAAUGGGGAUGAGCCACCACCAGAGCCUGAUGGGGAGCAGAGCCUGGCGAACGGUGCGGAGCAGGACGGCGGCACGGGCAGCCCCAGCAGCGCAGGUCCGGAGCACAGGGGCUCCCCUAGGCAGGAGGACCUUGGUGAGACCCUCAGCAAGGAGCGGUGGCACAGCAUCCUGGGGUCCUCGGGAGCUCUGAGCAUUGAUGAGCAGGAGGAGGAGCUCGGGUUUGCUUCUGGAGAUGCCAAGCUGAGCUGCAGUGAGGAUGACAAGGAACAUUUUCAAUUCAAAGACAUCAGGGAUGGGUUCAGCUCAACCUUUGAGAAGAUCGUUGAGUCUGACCUUAUGAAGGGUACAUACUACAGCAGCUUGGACUCUUUGGAUGUCCUCUCUCUCACAGAUGAGACAGACAGCUGUGUCAGUUUUGAGGCCCCACUCACCCCAUUGAUCCAGCAAAGAGUCAAGGACAGCCCAGAGCUCCUGGAGCAGAAACUGGUAGCCCAGCAGAGAGAAGCUCUUCACCACACGGCUGCUGAUAAGCAAGAGCAGGCAGCAGCGAAGCCAGUGGAGGGGGAUUUUGGGAGCCCUCUCAGGCACUCAAUCACCAGCAGCAGGUCAGAGAAUGUGCUAAGCCGGUUGUCCUUGAAGAGUAUCCCAAACGGGUUCCACGUGGAAGGGUCAGAGGAAGAUGCCACCAAGAUCAUUAACUCCAUCAGCGACGCCAGCUUGAAAGAUGCACUGUCAGACUCCGACUCUGACCUGGGCAGCACGGAGCAGCUUGACCAGGGCAGCACAGACACCUUGGCCAACGGCUGCAGGGCAGAUAGCGAGGCUGCCAAGAGGCUGGCCAAGCGCCUUUACAACCUUGAAGGGUUCAAGCGCUGCGAUGUGGCACGCCAGCUUGGGAAGAAUAACGAGUUUAGCAAGUUGGUAGCAGAGGAGUAUCUCAGCUUCUUUGACUUCACUGGCCUGACCCUUGACAAAGCACUCAGGACAUUCUUGAAAGCAUUCCCACUGAUGGGAGAGACACAGGAGCGGGAGCGCGUGCUCAUCCAUUUCUCCCGGCGGUACUGCCAGUGCAACCCAGAGGAGAGCACAUCCGAAGAUGGGAUUCAUACGCUCACCUGUGCCCUGAUGCUGCUAAACACAGAUCUUCAUGGCCAUAAUAUUGGCAAGAAGAUGUCGUGUCAACAGUUCAUAACAAACCUGGAUGGGCUGAAUGAUGGGAAAGACUUUGCAAAGGAUUUGCUGAAGACACUAUAUAACUCCAUCAAGAAUGAGAAGCUGGAGUGGGCCAUCGAUGAGGACGAGUUGAGGAAGUCGCUCUCGGAGCUGGUAGAUGACAAAUUUGGAGCCAGCGCCAAGAAAGUGACAAGGAUUGUUGACAGCAGCAACCCCUUCCUGGACAUCCCCCAAGCGCUGAACGCAGUCACCUACAAGCAUGGUGUCCUCACACGGAAAACCCAUGCAGACAUGGAUGGGAAGAGAACUCCCAGAGGAAGAAGAGGCUGGAAGAAAUUUUAUGCUGUGCUUAAAGGGACCGUCCUUUAUUUACAAAAGGAUGAAUACAAACCCGACAAAGACCUCUCUGAAGUAGAUCUGAAAAACGCCAUCCGUGUGCACCACGCCUUAGCCACCAAAGCCUCUGACUACAGCAAGAAGUCCAACGUGCUCAAGCUGAAGACAGCUGACUGGAGAGUCUUCCUCUUCCAGGCCCCAAGUAAGGAAGAAAUGCUCUCCUGGAUCCUGAGAAUCAACCUUGUUGCUGCCAUUUUCUCUGCCCCAGCCUUCCCAGCUGCAAUCUGCUCCAUGAAGAAGUUCUGCCGCCCACUCCUGCCUUCAUCCAUGACCAAGCUGUGCCAGGAGGAACAGCUGAGGUCUCAUGAAAAUAAAAUGAAGCAGAUUGCAGAUGAAUUAGCAGAGCAUAAAUUACAUCCUGUAGAGAAGAGCCUUAAGUCAAAAGAGGCUGAGGAAUACAGACUCAAAGAACAUUACCUAAUAUUCGAGAAGAGCCGCUAUGAGACAUACAUCAACCUGCUGUGCAUGAAGAUAAAAGUCGGGACAGAUGACCUGGAGAGAAUUGAAACCAGUUUCUUUAAGGUGGAAGCUGACGACAUUGCUUUGCGGAAGACACAUUCCAGCCCUUCCUUAAGCCAAGGGCACAUGUCCAUCAGCUGUAAGGUGGAAAAGGACAUUUUAGAGCAGAACACUUAAUAAGGAAAGUGUGCACAGCGGGAUGAACCGGCGAUGCUUUGCUCCUGGAACAGAUUGAUGAGCACAAUUUUACCUAGGAAAUUACAUGAGCAAAACCACAGACGUGUAUGACACGGUGAUUGCUCUAGUGAAAGAAAUCAAAGAAGCUUUAGUUGACACUCUCUGGCAAUGCUCUGGCAUUUCAGCAUCAUAGACACACCAUCUCUUCCUCAUCUCCAACAGCACCAGUGGCUUUUAUUUCCCUCCUACUACAGCCUGUACAACAAAUGGAUAUGCUGGUUCUCUAAGGGCCAGGUUGCUCUUUUGUCCACCAGCCCUCUCUCUCCUCCUCCUUCUCUCCCUGGAGUCCCCUCCAGUUCCUGUCCACAGCGCUCGGCAGUGCAGGAAACUGAGCCGAGAUGUUGGUCUGUGGCACCAGCAGCGCUCCCAGAGAAGGGCACAGUGUGGUGGGGAGCAGGUCCCUCCCAUGAGAGGAGCACCGGUGAGCAGGGUGGCAGCAUGGGUGUCAUGAGCCACUCACCGACCAAGCGAGAG